UUUCUUCUUUCACAAGACUUUGACAAUUUGCUUUUACGCAAAAGUGCAAAAUGUUCUCGCUUUUAUUGCCAUAUUAUUUUAUCGUUGUUUGUUCUGUAGCUGAUGAUCUAAUAGAAGAGCGUACUCCAAUAUUCUCGCAAGAAAAUGAACAUUAUUCAACUCCCUCCGCAGUCCAAGAUGUCGGUGAAAACAAAAAUAUCGAAAGCUCUUUACAAAAGAUUGAAAACCUUGCUGCUUCAGCAGAAAAAUCUCGUAGAGAAGGCAUCCUUCCCACGGACCAUGCCGACAAACUGCACAGUCGCAUAGUUGAAACUCUAGAAGACAUUACGGAACAGCUCAAACAUAAGACUAAAGCAUACAAAUUCCUCAAUUCUAAAGGAGUCGAUAGAAUAAUUACACCUAUAAUCGGAACUACUUAUGAACCAUUGAAGAAACAGCUUUUGAUUGUAAUCAAAACUUUGUUUAACGUUGCGCCUAUAACAACGAAAGCGUUGAUUCCUAUAAGUGUCGUUGAUAAAUUGCUAGAUAUUUUCGAACAUGAUGAUAAUCUGGCUUUGAAGGCUCACGCGCUAGACAUAAUGUACAUUUGGCUACCAAAUAACCCAACAGUUCAAGCUCGUGUUAUGAGACGUAAAGGUCUAGAAGCCUUUUAUAAUCAAAUCUCCAAAUUAGAUAACACUGCAAUCUACACUUUAUUAGACUUAUUCCACAAAAUUCUCAAAGAACACAUAGAUGCCCGCAAUAGCAAAUCUCAGAGAAACAAAGAAGAUUAUGAGAGAAUGCAACUUUAUCAAACGAUUGGUCUCAUAGAGCGAAUGGCUACUCCACAAGUGUGCAACGGACUUUUUAACAUAUUAGAAGCUCUCAUGACGUUUAGUAAUGAUGAUAAGCAAGUUUCAAUUUUAAUAUUUGAACUUGUGAAGAAUAUGAAGACAUUUUGCCUAAAAUUGUAUAAAGGCAAAGAUAAAGCAAUUCAGUUAUUUGAAGGAUUAGAAAAUUAUUUCAUGGAUCCCCAAAAUGUAGAUUUGUUGCAUAGUCUUGAGCUCAACAUGACCGAAGUGAUAGUGGUUGUAAAAGACUUUGUCAAGAAUUUAAAGGACAGUGUAAGAGAUGAGUUUUAAUUCAAUUCUUGAGCAGCUAUUUUUGUUUCAUUACUUUUUAGUUUUCCGAUAGAUUAUUUUUGUUGUAGAAGUUUAUCUCUUUACGUUGUUUUGUUUUA
Messenger RNA from Maniola jurtina (meadow brown), 1219 nucleotides. RefSeq lists its product as uncharacterized. NCBI's taxonomy places the organism in Eukaryota, Metazoa, Arthropoda, Insecta, Lepidoptera, Nymphalidae. The transcript is spliced from 2 exons. Bases 51 to 1121 code for a protein of 356 amino acids. The record is from RefSeq and is a predicted model, not a curated record.